AUGGCCAACUCAUCCGCCUGCGCCGAUUCGGAGUUCGGUCCUGUCCAUGGCUGCAGAGGAGACUUCGACUUCUCGCUGCUUUUCGAGCAGACCAUUCUUUCCGCUGUGCCGUCUGGCCUGUUUCUGUUCUUGGCCGCCAUCCGCCUUUUAGUCCUGUUUCCGAGACGGAAGAAGAGUCAGAGAGUCGCCGUGGGCACAGGGCUCCGCUGGGCGAAGCUCAGCGCGGUCGCCUGCUAUGGCGCGAUUGAGGUCGCCCUUCUCGCUUCAUGGAUCAACACUUAUCCAGGACUCUACGGAACAAGAGCCAGCAUCGCGGCGGCCAUCCUGAAAUUGGUGGAUGUCUUUGCGCUUGGGACACUGUCCUGGCUCGAACAUUCAUACUCGCCACGCCCAUCAACGCUACUCAAUGUCUACCUGCUCGUCUCGCUGAGCUUUGAUGCCGUGCAGACCCGUACACUUUGGCUCAAGGCACACGACGAGUCAAGUAGUGUUAUACUCAUACCGGCCGAGUUCACCGCUGCUUUGGUAAUCAAAAGCGGCUUGCUGGUGUUGGAAGUGAUCGAGAAGCGAAGUCUUCUGCUGCCAGAAUGGCGACACAAAACACCCGAAGAAACGGCCGGCGUAUUCAGUCGUAGCCUUCUGAUAUGGCUUCGGGGUAUUUUGGUGAAGGGCCGGAAGACACUCCUGGCACCCACCGAUCUUGACCCGCUCAGUGAGGGAUUAGGCACAGCACAUCUGUCCUGCGCCUUUGGUGCAAUGUGGAACAAGCAAAGCAAACGACUCCCCAGACUUUCUCUUGUGCUUCUCAGAGCCCUUAGAUGGUCAAUCAUGGCGCCAGUCAUGCCGCGCCUCGCUCAAGUCGCUUUUACUCUCUGCCAACCCCUACUGCUACGCGAGUUUCUUCGGUAUCUCGCUGGCGAAGCAACCUUUGUUGGCAAUACCGGCUACGCCUUCAUCAUUACUUACGGGCUUGUCUACCUCGGCAUAGCCAUCUCAGGAUGCAUCUACUGGCGUCUAACAUACAAGUCUCUCGUGAAGUUGCGCGGGUGCAUUCUGGCGGCUGUGUACGAGAAAACGCUCGGCAUCGAUCCUGCUCGUUGCGACACGACCGCGGCUGUCCCUUUGAUCAGUACCGAUAUGGAACGUAUCAUCGCAGGCUUCAAAGAUGUCCACGAGAUAUGGGCCAACACCGUACAGGUUGCCAUCUCUGUUUGGCUGCUGUAUCGGGAGCUUGGGAUAGCCUGUGUGGCUCCGGCAGUCGUGGCGACCGUGUCAAGCCUCGGCUCAAUGCUGAUGAGUGCGUUCGCGGACAAAGCCCAGGUCUCGUGGAUGGAAGCGACGCAAGAGCGCGUCGCCAUGACCGCAAGAGCUGUCGCGGGAAUGAAGAGCAUCAAACUUCUCGGACUGUCGGAAAGUGUGUAUGAUCUGCUCCAGAAGCUCAGGAAGGCAGAGCUCCACGCUGCUAGACACUUCCGCCACAUCGAGGUGCUCACUGCCACGAUCGCCUUUCUGCCGCUGCUUCUGUCUCCUGUCUUCACGUUCCUGGUUUUUGUACUCCAGGCGCAGAGUGCUGGUGAGCAGCUGGAUACCGUCAAAGCUUUCACGUCACUCGGUUUGCUCCAGCUGAUGACGCAGCCAUUGGUGUGGCUGUUCCAGGCGAUCCCGCUCUUCGUGGCAUCACUUGGAUGUCUGAACAGAGUUGAGAAGUACCUUCAUGCCGAGCCAAGGAAAACCAACUUUUCGCCAAGCACUUCAGAGGUCCAACCUGAAGACUUGCCUCUCGCCGGACCUAGAAGCGCUGUGGUCAUUCGUGCUGGCGAGCUUGGAUGGUCAGAGACCAAGCCGGUCCUGACAGAUGUCAACAUCAACAUCCCAGCCUCUCAGUUGACCAUGAUCAUAGGACCUGUGGCAAGCGGAAAAAGCACUUUAGCCAGGGCAAUAAUCAGCGAACUGCCACAUUUCCAAGGAGACAUCCAGAUAUUCGACUCUGUCCGUGAAACCGCAAAUACGGAUAUUGCUUUCUGUGGUCAAGAACCAUUCAUCAUGUACGGGACACUCCUUGACAACAUUACGGGUUUCUCAAACUUCGAUAGCACCUGGCUGGAGUCGGUUAUCCAUGCUACAGACUUGGGAAACGACAUUGCAGCUCUCCCACAGGGCCGAGCUACAAAUGUUGGUAGCAAAGGGACCCGUUUGAGUGGCGGACAGCAGCAGAGGGUGGCGAUAGCCCGGGCACUCUAUGCACGAAAGCGAAUGGCUAUUUUCGACGAUGUCUUUUCUGGCCUUGAUGCAACGACCAAAGUCAAGGUCUUCCAACGCGCUAUAGGCCCUCAAGGCUUACUGCGUCAGAGUGGCUGCACCGUCGUUCUUUGCACACACGACGUCUCCCUUCUUCCUCGGGCAGACCACAUUAUAGUCCUAGGCCUCGACGGACAUGUGGCUGAGGCGGGAACAUACGAACAGCUACGGGAGCACUCUUCGUACAUCAAAUCACUCGCGAUCCAGGAAAAGAGCAGCAAAGAUGGCGAUGUGCUUCGCGAAGCAACCAGCGAUGGAGCCACCAGAGACGCAAACGAGGCCAACCAAUCCCUUGCAAAUGGGGACGAUGACUUGGCUGCUGCCGAGCCGGCAGAUGACUUGACGCGAAGACUUGGAGAUGCGUCUAUUUACAAAUAUCUAGCGUCCCACAUCGGCUUCUGGCGAGUCAUGGUCUUCGUAGCUCUUACCUGUGGCUGGGCUGUCUUCUCAACAAUCGGUACCGUCUGGCUCAACUUCUGGUCCUCAGCCGCAUCGGGGUCAUCUAACGGCAGCCAGGACGGCUACUAUCUAGGCGUCUACGCCGCCUUCCAGGUGCUUGCGCUAGCAUUCCUCGCCUUGUUCUCUGGCUUCUCACUUACAACCCUCGCUGUUCAAGCCGGCACUUCGCUCCACCACGUCUUACUCAAGACCAUGAUAUGGGCGCCUCAAUCCUUUUUCGGUGCCGUUGACACGGGUAUCACGACAAAUCGCUUCUCCCAAGACAUCAUUCUUGUGGAUGGAGACAUGCCGAUGUCUCUUCUGGAGACUCUUUCGGCAGGUCUUGUGGCCCUGGUCCAGAUGAUCUUGAUAGCGGUUGCCGCACCUUAUGUCGCUAUCGCCUAUCCUUUCCUGCUGGUCACAUUGCACUUCGUCCAGAGCUUCUAUCUGAGGACCUCUAGACAGCUUCGCUUCCUCGAUCUUGAGGCAAGAAGUCCGCUGCAGACAAAUCUGCUGGAGACAGUACAGGGCUUGGCCACCAUUCGCGCCCUCGGCUGGGCCGCGCAGUCCAUUGAGGCAAACCAUGAUCUGGUGGAUGCCUCUCAGAAGCCUGUGUAUCUUUUGUACAUGGUCCAGAGGUGGCUGCAGCUUGUCUUGGAACUUAUAAUCGCAAUAAUGGCGAUCCUUGUAGCUGCGAUUGCGCCACGGAUGCCUUCUACAUCGGGAGGCCUGCUGGGAGUUGCCCUAAUCCAACUCAUGUCUCUCAGUCAAGAGCUCAAGAUGAUCGUCAUCAACUACACCAACCUCGAGACGUCUCUUACUGCAAUCUCCCGUAUUAAAGCUUUUGAGAAAGACACCCCUUCCGAAAACCAUCCUGACGACAACACAGCUGUGUACCAAUCGCCGCCAACAGAAUGGCCGCAGGAGGGCUGCGUCAGCUUCGAUGCAGCAACUGUGAGCUACGGGCUUUCUGACACCGAAAAACCCAGUUUCGCACUCAGGGACUUCACUCUUGACAUAACCUCGGGCCAGAGGGUUGCUAUCUGUGGGCGCAGCGGCAGUGGUAAGAGCACUCUGAUUGCAGCAUUGACGAGAAUGGCCGAGCUGGUUUCGGGAUCAAUUCAGAUCGAUGGGGUCGAUGUCGGUUCAGUUCAUCCAUCAGAUGUCCGAUCUGCAAUCAACACGAUCCCCCAAGAGCCGUUCUUCUUCCACGCCACUGUAGCCAAGAAUCUCGAUCCAGCAGGGGUUCUGUCCGAUGACGUUUUACGCGCAGCGGUGGAGAAGGUUCAGAUGUGGCAAGUCAUUGAGGACGCUGGCGGGCUGCAUGCUGCAGGUACAUUAGACAACCUCAGCCAGGGCCAGAAGCAAUUGCUGGCUCUAUGUCGGGCAAUUUUGAAGCCAAGUAAGAUUGUACUCAUGGAUGAAGCGACAAGCAGUGUUGACCAGCAUACUGCAAGCAUGAUGAAACAAGUCAUCCAGGAUGAGUUCAAAAACGUCACCGUGAUUGCUGUUGCUCAUCAAUUGAGCACUAUUUUGGAUUAUGAUGUUGUGGUUGUUAUGGACUCUGGGAACAUUGCUGAGAUUGGAAAUCCUGCGAUUCUGCUGGAAACCAAGUCGUUGUUUAAAGACUUGUGGGACAGCCAGUGA
Messenger RNA from Colletotrichum siamense, 4383 nucleotides. It is a transcript of the gene atnG-1, whose product is annotated as ABC transporter atnG. The record is from RefSeq and is a predicted model, not a curated record. Gene Ontology annotation, biological process: transmembrane transport. Gene Ontology annotation, molecular function: ABC-type transporter activity; ATP hydrolysis activity; ATP binding. The coding region runs from base 1 to 4383 and encodes 1460 amino acids. Lineage: Eukaryota; Fungi; Ascomycota; Sordariomycetes; Glomerellales; Glomerellaceae. Gene Ontology annotation, cellular component: membrane. The transcript is spliced from 2 exons.